Messenger RNA from Owenia fusiformis, 1282 nucleotides. NCBI's taxonomy places the organism in Eukaryota, Metazoa, Annelida, Polychaeta, Sabellida, Oweniidae. The record is from the annotation of a GenBank genome assembly.
CUCGGGGCAUCGUUUGGACAUUACUAAUUCGUUUAAUCCUAGUGUAGUGUCGACGAUUUCACCGGUCAUUUGGAUUACGCUAAUCAAAUCAAGAGAAACCGGCCAACAUGCUACCCUUGAUCAUUGUCUUGGCGUGUGCCUUUUCCAGUGGACUUGCAGUUGAUAUCCCCGAUCCAGGUCUAUGUUUGGAUGCCUUCGGAUAUCUCCCCGGGGUUGACUUUGGAGAGGAUUGUUGUUCAUUUGUUAUGUGUGAUGCCGCUCGGCUCAACAAGUCCGGUGUUGUAGGACAAUGUAUGGGAGGAACAGUAUGGAACCAGGACCUCACUUUAUGUGACGAUCCCAAGUUUGUACCGGAUUGUGAUCCAAAAUCAUGUACAGUGGUAAAGAGGACAAAUGCACCCUGUUCAGAUCCACAGCCCAGUGACACCACCUGUUGCAUAGGUCAAAAGCCAGACCAAGGGUUCUUCGGAUACGAACCAGUGUACACAGCCGACGGCCCUAACGCCUACUUCAAGGGGGACGACAGACAAUCUCAGACUUGCCCCGAUAGUCAACUUUUCAAUUUGGACACAUGCUCCUGCGAAUAUGAAUUUGAACCAAUUGCCGAAUGCGCAGGAGAGGGUGAGUACUUCAUGAACGAUGACCCAAGCACCGCCAACUUCCCAGUACCCGCUAACAGUGACCUUGAGCUCGACCAGAUUAACCCGACCGAAGCCGAAUGCUGUUCAUAUCUUCAGUGCUAUCCCAACCGAACAGGCUUCUACGUUCAGCAAUGUAUGCCCAGCACAGUUUGGAAUGACGAGAAGAAAGCAUGUGAUCUCCCACAGAAUGUAAUGCCAUGUAUGAACAUGCUCUGUGGCGCAGAAAUGACAGAUCCCCCUUGCAACGGCGAUGGUGAUGGUCUUUGUUGUCGAGCUGGACUUUGGUAUGACGUGGGUGCAGAUGCUACCCAGUACAUCAUUUCGGAUGCUCCAGGUCUCACAGGUGCAGAAUACAAUAGAAUCGUCAACGGACGAAGUCUCAUGUGUCCACGUGAUAUGAAUGGACUACAACUAGUAUUCAACCCUGACCCAGAUUCCUGUUCCUGCGAGUAAAAUACAGCAAAACACACGUUUAUAUUUCGACAUUUUAUAGUCUACUUCGAUAUACCCUAAAAUAAAGGACUUCUCCACUAUUCUUGAGCUUAAAACACCUUAUCAAUAUCAAUUAUAUUACCAAUUAGAGUUUAAGAGCCGAUCUCAAUCUGGCAAAUACCUCUGGAAAAUAUGCUUUGCUAUGUUAU